CAGAUCGCCAGCGUUUAACCGGACGCACCGUGUAACCUCCAAGGAGCGAAGCGUCGGAGCGUCGGAUAAGCAUGGUGGCGCAAGGCUCGGGCAGCUCGGUCUUUGAUGGCCUUCUCGUUGUGCUCUACAUUUUCCUUGGUGUCUUUUGCUUCAUGCUCCUACUGGGGUUCUACUUUUGCUACAAGAAUGCCCGCGCUGACGCCGAGCUGGACGAACUCCAAGGCUACCGUGAAGUUGAAGAUCCGCCAUGCCUCAAUGCGACGCGCGACACUGUGUGCUCGCGAGGCCAAGGCAUUCAUUGCGACAAGAUCGACACCAAGGUCGCUCUCCGAGUCAUCGCCUCGACUGCGCCAGCGCUGCCAUCGCAAACGAGCUUCUCGAUAACCAAGUCGCAUGCUGCGGUCGCUCCAGCACCAGUAGCAGCUCAAACCACGACGCUUUGAGCGCUUCCCCAUCGUGUUCCUUGGUCGUUUGCUCACGUUAUACAAAUGUGUUGUGGGUCUAUGUCUAACUAGAUUCAACAAGAGAUGAAUAUCAGCGUACAUCCAUCCUAAA
This is a messenger RNA of Saprolegnia diclina VS20, 555 nucleotides long. RefSeq lists its product as hypothetical. The coding region runs from base 72 to 443 and encodes 123 amino acids. The transcript has 5 exons. The record is from RefSeq and is a predicted model, not a curated record. Lineage: Eukaryota; Oomycota; Saprolegniomycetes; Saprolegniales; Saprolegniaceae.